AUGCCGAGUGGUGCGAAAUGCAGGACACGUGAUGCUCAGCUGCUGAACCGUUACUCGCUCGGUGUGACUGAUGCUGGCGCCUCCGACGGAAACUGUCAGGACUCUGCUAUGGCGCUGGGGGUUUACAGCCGUUGCCUGCAACAGGUGUCAGAGCCUAAGGCAGCCCAGCACACUGAAGCAAUGGCCGCAACCGGCAUUAUUUCGCCCAACAUGGACCUUUGGCUCUCGUAUCUGAACUUCUCAAAGCGACAUCAGACCUUGGAAGAAGUCCUGCGCUCCUAUGGCAGAGCCAUUGACCUUUUGGGCAGUGACUGGAGGGCUGCUCCAGUGUGGUCAGACUACCUCGCCCUGCUGAAACACGCAUACAACUUGAAGCAAAAGAAGGAGAAUCCCGAUGCAGAGCUGCAAGGGAAGCUCUUGGCAGAAGAUCCCAAUCCCAUUGACACGGCCAAACGGAUGCUCAAGAAGGAGCUGAAGCAAAAGCAGGAAGAGUCUGGCCGAGCUUCAGCUGAUAUCUCUGACGCCGAAUUCCUGCGAGUCUCCGAAGUUCUGAAGAUCGAUACGGACUUUGUGCGGAAGGUUUUUCAGAGAUGUGCUGGAGCGUCACAUAGCACAAUGGACAAACUCUGGGUGGGCUAUGAGCAGUUCGAAAAAUCUCAGGGCAAUCCUGCGAUGGCAGCAAAGUACAUGUCUGAGCACUUGCCUCGCUACGUGAAAGGAAAGGCGGCAUAUAAGGAGCUUAGUCAACUUGGCGCCAAUAUGGACUUCUACGCGGUGGCGGUGCCUUUGACUCCCAAAACCGAGUUGGAGCAGAGGAAAACGUUUGACCAGUGGCGGGCCAUUUUGCGCUUCGAGCGGACCAAUCCCUUGCAGCUGGACACCGAAGAGCUGACCGCGAGAGUGGCGCUGGUGUACCAGCAGGCAUCGUUAGCUUGCGGCUUCUUUCCAGACCUGUGGUAUGAUUUCUCAGCAUGGCUAGACCUCGGUAAGAAACAAGAAGAAGCAACUGAAGUUUUGCGGAAGGCUGUUCAGCGGUUCCUACCCAAGGAUCUCACGUUGCGGUUGCUGCUGGCUCAGCGGUAUGAACUCGGGGAGAGCCCACUGCCGGGUAGUCAGCUAGAGGCUGCAGAUGAUGCAUAUCGGAAAUUGAUGGAUGAUAUGCCUCGGCCCUGUCCAUUGGCACUCAUCAACUUCCUGGGCUAUGUCAGAAGGCAACGCGGGGCCAAUGAUUUCCGUGAUACCUUCCUGGAAGCCACGGAGUCAUCACCACAUUGCACUUGGGAGGUCUAUGUGUUUGCAGCCAUGACCGAGUACCAUGUCUAUGGCGCAGUCGAGGCUGCGGCGGGGGUUUUCCGUUUGGGCCUCGAACGCUACGGUGACCGAGAGCCAUCGCUUCUCGCUGCCUAUGUGAAUUUCCUCAUAGGCUGCAACGACUUGCGCAGCGCACGGGCAGAGCUCACCCAAGGUGUCCUGGACAAGCUGCAGCAGGCAGUCAGGGACAAACUCGCCAACCGCGAAGAGAGCCGAGCAAUGAGGGAAAGCUUGGCCUUUUUGUGGCAGAAGUGGGCCAGGCUCGAGAACUAUUUUGGCGAUGCCGAAGCGGAUCAAGUAGUGGCUGAUGCGGAGGCAGAGAAUCAGCGCUUGGGUGCUGCGCCUGCUGUUGGCUUCUCCUCCCAAGUGGCGCGGAAGAUGUUGGCCUUCAAGCCCGCGCUGGACGUGGUCAGCAGCAGAAAGCGGCAGGUGGAAGGAAUUCCAACGGAGCGCCGGGGCGCUCAACUCCCAGUGAUGAUCCCCAAGUGCUUACAAGAUUUGUUGGCGGUGCUGCCCUCCAGGCCAAUGAAGGGUGCAAAGCCGGAUGUGGACUACCUGCUCACGGUUCUGCAGACGGUGUCGAUCCCACCAGUUCCUGUUAAGGAAUUGGACACCUUCCGCUAUGAUAGCUUGCGGCUCCUGAAGAGCGAGGAGGACUUGGGUCGACCGAUUGCUUAG
Molecule: messenger RNA, 1989 nt
Organism: Durusdinium trenchii
Lineage: Eukaryota; Dinophyceae; Suessiales; Symbiodiniaceae
Source: the annotation of a GenBank genome assembly